Molecule: messenger RNA, 321 nt
Organism: Penicillium manginii
Lineage: Eukaryota; Fungi; Ascomycota; Eurotiomycetes; Eurotiales; Aspergillaceae
Exons: 4
Coding region: 1-321 (106 amino acids)
Source: RefSeq, a predicted model, not a curated record
AUGUCUGAUCCACGAUUAAUUGAUAUGGAGCCUGGUGGGGAAAGUACCCAAUACGAGUCCAUCCGACUGUACACCAAAACGCCCGACAAGCAAACCGGGCAAAUGGGGAGCGGAAAAACGCCGACUGAAAGCCAGCUUAGCACCAAGGACGACCCCGUACUCGAGGGCAAUGCCAGUGGUGACGAAUACAAGUUGGCACAGAAGCUAGGAAGGGGCAUGGAGAAGGAAUCUGAAGAGGACCUUGACACACCAGGCGAUGCAGCCACCGCCAAAGCGAGAAGACAGCAGGGGUAUGGGCCCGGCUCUGAUGUCGGGGCUUAA